Molecule: messenger RNA, 1280 nt
Organism: Physella acuta
Lineage: Eukaryota; Metazoa; Mollusca; Gastropoda; Physidae
Product: tubulin-specific chaperone A-like
Biological process (GO): post-chaperonin tubulin folding pathway; tubulin complex assembly
Cellular component (GO): cytosol; microtubule cytoskeleton
Molecular function (GO): beta-tubulin binding
Source: RefSeq, a predicted model, not a curated record
UUCGGCUGAUUCAUCUUACAGUCUAAAUCUAGACUCAAGAAUCGAACAAAUAUCUCGUGGUUUUGUUGUCUAGUAUUAAGAUCUAGAUCUAGAAUCUAAUAUUUAAACUUUUUAAGCAGUAUGGCUGAUCCAAGAAUCAAACAAAUAAAAAUCAAAACUGGCGUUGUCAAAAGGUUGACGAAGGAAAAAGAAAGCUAUGAGAAAGAAGCUACACAACUAGAAGAAAGACUUGAAAAAAUGAAAAGUGAUGGCAAAGAUGAACAUGAUAUCAGAAAGCAGGGAGAAGUGCUCCAAGAAUCAAGAUCAAUGGUACCAGAUACAAUUAGAAGACUGAAGAAAGCUUAUGCAGAAUUGGAUGAACUACUGGAAAAAGAAUCAGAUUUAGCAGAAGCAGAGGAAUUUGUCCAGGCUAAGGAAGCAUUGAAACUUGCAGAGCCGAUUGUUGCAUAGUUUAACUAAAUGUCUUAUGUCAGCUGAUUUGUGAUUUAUUUUUUUUUAAGUCAAAUUUUGUAAUUCUAAUGCUUUAUUCUGUUUGCUAUUGAAUGUUUUAUAUACCAUGGUAUUGUAUUUUAAUAUAAAUGUGGCUUAAUUUGUUCAUAGUUAAACUAGAGAUUCAAUUAAAACCACCAGCAAUUUUAGAUUAAACUAUCCACUUUCUUGAUGCUUUUUAAACAAAACACCUUAAUGACAUAAACAAUUUGGCGAUAGAACUGUUAAAAAAUUUCAGGGAAAUGAUUCUCAUGAAGUAUAGGGGGAAAGCUUGAUUAAUUUCUGCUAUCUGUAUAAUAUUUCGUCCAACAUGUUAAGUUUUUUUUUAUUUUAAAUCUUUAUAGUAUAAAUAUUUCAGUAGGCUUAGGAGCAAAGAUUAUUUUUUUUAUAUAAACUCAGUUAUGAGCUAUCUGUGUUGAGGCAAUUUCAGAUUUUUAUUGAAAUCAAACAAAAAGAAAAAAAAUUUAAAAAUCACUUCCAAUCAUUUAACCAUACAUUGAAUAUAUCUGUCAAGUCAUGUUUAAAAAUACAAUUCACAUUUUUAUUUUACCUUUGUUGAUCAAAUACAGGGAACUUAUUUUGUGCAUAUAUUAUGUAUCAAAAUAAGAUAACAACAUCUAAACAGUGUAAGUAAUAAACAAAGGUUUUGUUGACAUUAUUAAAUGAAAUAUUUAAAAUUUUAGUUUUGUUUUGUGUCAGUUGGUGCAUUUUAAGUAGAUCUGAAGUAAUGUAUGCAUCGUUUCAAUUCAAAAACAGACUCUGCUGUAAAUAAAUUGUUUUAUUUAAUCCAA